This is a messenger RNA of Monodelphis domestica (gray short-tailed opossum), 2617 nucleotides long. The record is from RefSeq and is a predicted model, not a curated record. Lineage: Eukaryota; Metazoa; Chordata; Mammalia; Didelphimorphia; Didelphidae.
CCCUUUAGAUACUUGAAGAUAGUUAUUUUGUCCUUCCAAGUCUUCUCUUCUCCAGGAGCACCUCUCUAGUAUCUUCAAAGGAGCUUUAUGUGAUAUUAGCUUUAUAUACCAUGAUCUUGAAUCCCUCUGAGAUGUUCAGUAUCGAUCCCCGAGGACCUUCAAAAUUAUCACCUCGAACAUGGAUUUCUUCUGUAUGUACUAGACAAGUCCUAACAGGGGCUUCACUGAAAUGCACUGUAUGAGUGGGCACUCCAAUUUUGUUUCUUGUGUAUGCAUCAUACCUUCAAGUGACAUCUAUCCUCGGGGACUAAUUGCCACUGGUGGAAAUGACCACAAUAUUUGCAUAUUCACACUGGAUAGUUCAGCACCACUUUAUAUACUUAAAGGUCACAAAAACACUGUCUGUAGUCUUUCUUCUGGAAAAUUUGGAACAUUACUUAGUGGCUCAUGGGACACCACAGCCAAAGUCUGGCUCAACGACAAAUGCAUGAUGACCUUACAGGGUCAUACAGCAGCAGUAUGGGCAGUGAAGAUAUUACCAGAACAAGGUUUAAUGUUGACUGGGUCAGCAGACAAAACUAUUAAACUUUGGAAAGCUGGAAGAUGUGAAAGAACAUUCUCUGGUCAUGAAGAUUGUGUGAGAGGUUUAGCAAUUCUAAAUGAGACAGAAUUUCUUUCUUGUGCAAAUGAUGCCAGUAUUAGAAGAUGGCAAAUCACUGGCGAGUGUCUUGAAGUAUAUUAUGGGCAUACAAAUUAUAUUUAUAGUAUAUCUGUUUUCCCAAAUUGUAAAGAUUUUGUGACAACAGCAGAGGACAGAUCUCUGAGAAUAUGGAAACGAGGGGAAUGUGCCCAGACAAUCAGACUUCCAGCUCAAUCUAUUUGGUGUUGCUGUGUGCUAGAAAAUGGUGACAUUGUGGUUGGUGCGAGUGAUGGCAUUAUCAGAGUGUUUACAGAAUCAGUAGAUCGGACAGCUAGUCCUGAAGAACUUCAGGCUUUUGAAAAUGAACUUUCUCAGGCAACUAUUGAUUCAAAAACUGGUGAUUUAGGGGACAUUGAUGCUGACCAGCUUCCAGGAAAAGAGCAUCUGAAUGAACCUGGUACUAGAGAAGGACAGACUCGCCUGAUCAAAGAUGGGGAGAAAGUUGAAGCUUAUCAGUGGAGUGUUAGUGAUGGAAGGUGGUUGAAGAUUGGUGAUGUUGUUGGUUCAUCUGGAGCUAAUCAGCAAACAUCUGGAAGAGUUUUAUAUGAAGGAAAAGAAUUUGAUUAUGUUUUUACAAUUGACGUCAAUGAAAGUGGGCCUUCCUAUAAGUUGCCAUAUAACACCAGUGAUGAUCCUUGGUUGACAGCAUACAACUUUUUGCAGAAGAAUGAUCUAAAUCCUAUGUUUUUGGAUCAAGUGGCCAAAUUUAUUAUUGAUAACACAAAAGGGCAGACAUUGGGAAAUGUGAACACUGAUUUUUCAGACCCGUUUACAGGUGGUGGUCGUUAUGUUCCAGGUUCUUCUUCUGGAUCAGACGUGUCAGCUGCUGCAGAUCCUUUCACAGGUUCAGGUCGUUAUGUUCCUGGUUCAACAAGCAGCACUGGAGUACCUUCAGCUGGAACUGACCGAUUUAUAGGUAGUGGUGUCUUCCAGUCAUCUCCACUUAAAGCACUAAAUAUAUAUUUUCCCAAGAAGGAAGCUGUUACGUUUGAUCAGGCCAACCUGACACAAAUACUAGGUAAAUUAAAAGAACUUAAUGCAACUGCACCUGAAGAACAGAAGUUAACUGAAGAUGACUUGGUACUUCUUGAAAAGAUACUAUCUCUAACAAGUAAUAACUCUGCAGAAGGACCCACAGCUCACCAACUUCAGACUUUGUGGAAAGCUGUUAACUGGCCUGAAGAUAUCGUCUUUCCAGCACUUGACAUUCUUCGGUUGUCAAUUAGACAUCCCACGGUUAAUGAGAAUUUCUGCAAUGAAAAGGAAGGGGCUCAAUUCAGCAGUCACCUCCUCAAACUUCUGAAUCCUAAAGGAAAACCUGCAAACCAAUUGCUUACACUCAGGACUCUUUGCAAUUGUUUUAUCGGCCAGGCAGGACAGAGGCUUAUGAUGUCACAGAGGGAAUCAUUACUGUCACAAGCAAUAGAACUGAAAUCAGGCAGCAAUAAGAACAUUCAUAUUGCACUGGCUACGUUGACCUUGAACUACUCUGUUUGUUUACAUAAAAACCAUAAUAUUGAAGGUAAAGCUCAAUGCCUGUCAGUAAUCAGCACAGUCUUGGAAGUUGUGCAAGACCUUGAAGCCACUUUUAGACUCCUUGUGGCUCUUGGGACACUUAUCAGUGAUGAUUCAAAUGCUGUGCAAUUAGCCAAGUCUUUAGGAGUUGACACUCAAAUAAAAAAAUAUGGCUCAGUAUCAGAACCAGCUAAAGUAAGUGAAUGCUGUAGGUUUGUCCUUAAUUUGCUAUAAUUGUUUUUACUAUAUGGGGACCUCAAGUUAUGCCUUGAUUAGUGCUUUUUUUUUCCAUUCAUAUUUUACAUGACUGGAUAUAAUUGAAAAAUACUGUGGAUGAAGUAAAACUUAAUUAAGUUCUGUUGAGUGGGAGGGAAAACAAAUAAAAAACAAUUUUUGCACUAA